Messenger RNA from Cantharellus anzutake, 585 nucleotides. RefSeq lists its product as uncharacterized. Gene Ontology annotation, molecular function: mRNA binding. The record is from RefSeq and is a predicted model, not a curated record. Gene Ontology annotation, cellular component: nucleus; cytoplasm; ribonucleoprotein complex. Bases 1 to 585 code for a protein of 194 amino acids. The transcript is spliced from 3 exons. NCBI's taxonomy places the organism in Eukaryota, Fungi, Basidiomycota, Agaricomycetes, Cantharellales, Hydnaceae.
AUGACGACGAACAACUUUCUGACCGUCCCCCAUCCUAGUCCAGCACCUGAGCCCGAGGCUUCAGCGACUUCUUCCACGUUGACACUUAGAGAUGACCGUCUUUACGUGGGGAAUCUGCACCCUAGUGUGAACGAAUAUGCUUUGCUACAGGUUUUCUCCAAGUGCGGGAAGGUGACGAGACUGGAUUAUCUCUUUCAUAAAUCUGGCCCCCAGAAAGGUAAACCUCGGGGAUAUGCUUUCUUGGAGUACGGCACUGCAGAGGAGGCACGGAAAGCAAUAGCAGCUUUCAACGAUAAAAUCGUCCAGGGGAGGAAGCUUGUUGUGACCUUCGCUACCCAAUCUCCUUAUGCGGACGUUGCUUCAUCAUCACGCAGUGGAUCACGACGAACGCCUUCCGAGGCUUCUCGUCCAACAACCUUAUCCCUCAUUAAGUCCUCUUCGAAGCCAGAAACGACAGAGUCCAAAAUCGCCGCUCUCGAAGCCAAGCUCAAACAGCUAAGAGCCCCACCAACCCCCGCAGGCGAGAAGCCAACAGGUCUAGCUGCACUACCCAAGAAGCCUCCACCGCCCACCCAUGGGCAAUAA